AUGUCAAGAGUAAGAGCAUUAGCAGCAUAUAAACAAUCAUUCAGAGCAACUAAAAUAGCAUUUGGUGAUGAUACAAGAAUGUUAUUAGCAGCAAGAGCUCAAAUUAAACAAGGAAUGAGAAAUCCAGAUCCAAAGAAAACUGCAGAUGAAAAUAUUAAGCAUUUAGAAGAUGUUUCAAAAUUUUUGGUGUCAAAUAUUGUUCAAGCUAAAAAAAAUGAAGCUGGUAAAUUUAGAAUGAACAUUCAUGAACAAACAGAAUUAGGCGAUAAUGAAAGUAUCAAGACUGCUAAAAAGACACUUGCUGCUCAAAAUGGUGGCUGUUGUGGUGGUGGUGCCGGUUUAGUCCAAUAG
This is a messenger RNA of Hansenula anomala, 351 nucleotides long. RefSeq names its product Mzm1p (gene MZM1). Lineage: Eukaryota; Fungi; Ascomycota; Saccharomycetes; Phaffomycetales; Wickerhamomycetaceae. Gene Ontology annotation, biological process: mitochondrial respiratory chain complex III assembly. The transcript has 3 exons. The record is from RefSeq and is a predicted model, not a curated record. The coding region runs from base 1 to 351 and encodes 116 amino acids.